CAACAUGCUUGUUUAAAAUGUUCUGUUUUUAAUUGUUAAAGUUCAUAUGUUAACAUUUGUAAAAAUAAAAUUAAAAAAAAUAAUCAAAUUAGUUCUUACGUCAUAUCCGGUCCGUCUCGUAAAACAUUCCGCCGUUGCGCGCCUCUCGUUUUAAGUCUCGUGUGAAUGUUUUCUGUUAGCUUUUCUUUACGUAAAUUAACAAAACCACAGUUUUGUGUUUGCUUAUGCUCACGUGUAGGUACUUUGUUGAGUUCACCACAGAGUUGUGUACUCAUAGUAAAUUGCAGUCGCAUCGUUCAACGACACAUGUCAAGCGAGCCUAAGAGAAUCCGCACUGAAAACAUGAGCGCUAAAAAGAUUGGAACACACAAUGGUACUUUUCAUUGCGACGAGGUUUUAGCCUGCUUCUUCCUCCGCCAGUUACCGGAAUAUGCGGAUGCGGAGAUUGUUCGCAGCAGGGACCCAGCUGUCUUGGCAGAAUGUGACGUUGUUGUGGACGUUGGAGGAGAAUUUGACCCUAAAAGGCAUCGCUAUGACCACCAUCAGAGGACUUUUAACGAGAGCUUCAAUAGUUUGUGCCUGGAGAAGCCGUGGGUCACCAAGCUCAGCUCGGCCGGCCUCGUCUACUUACACUUUGGCCAUCGGUUGUUGGCGCAGCUGAUGCAGUUGAAGGAGGAUGACCGGCAGGUGGAAGUGCUGUUUAACAAGCUGUAUGAAAACUUUGUCGAAGAGGUGGACGCCAUAGACAAUGGCAUCUCGCAGUUUGAUGGGAAGGCUCGUUACAACAUCUCCACCACACUGAGUUCCCGGGUGGGGCAUCUGAAUCCUCGCUGGAACAGCAAGAGUCAGGAUACAGAGGAGGGUUUCAGAAAGGCGAUGAAACUGGUUGGGGAUGAGUUCAUGGACCGCCUGGAUUUCUACAAGUCCUCCUGGCUUCCAGCCCGUGAGGUGGUGGAGGCAGCAGUCAAGGAGAGACAUCAGGUCGAUCCCAGUGGGGAGGUGGUAUUGUUCUCCCAGGGAGGGUGUCCGUGGAAGGAGCAUUUAUUUGACUUGGAGAAUGAGCUCCAGGUGGAGACAAAAAUCAAGUUCGUCCUUUACCCGGACCAGAACGGACAGUGGCGAGUCCAGUGUGUCCCUACUGAUCUCCACUCCUUUCAGAACAGGCUGUCCCUUCUGGAAGAAUGGCGCGGCGUACGGGACGACGCUCUGUCCGAGCUCAGCGGGAUUAAGGACUGCAUCUUCGUUCACGCCGGAGGCUUCAUUGGCGGGAACAAGAGCCGGGAAGGAGCCCUGGAGAUGGCCAGAAGGACCCUGCAGGCUGCCGCUCAGUGCCCGGCUAACGGAAGCGCUUGACUGGUUGCACAAGAUGGUUGAGGUUAUUUUGUUUUCCUCUGCUGGCCUGUCUAACACGGAAGAUCAAGAUUCAUCUGUUAGUUUUCUCCAUGUUGUCACUGAGUUAAUGUUGUUUUAUGCUGAAGUGAAAAUGACCGUAAUUGACAAACUGAUUUAUAAAUUCCUUUCAUUUUUGAAUAUGAGCCUCAUAAAAGUGUUUCCUAUUGGCUACCAUCCUCGGACAAGAUUCCGUUUUUCCUGCUGGGUUAAAUACACCAAUAAACCUUUUUUUCUUCCCUGCUCCUCUA
Messenger RNA from Oryzias melastigma (Indian medaka), 1640 nucleotides. RefSeq names its product myg1 exonuclease (gene myg1). The transcript is spliced from 7 exons. The record is from RefSeq and is a predicted model, not a curated record. Gene Ontology annotation, cellular component: nucleus; cytoplasm. Lineage: Eukaryota; Metazoa; Chordata; Actinopteri; Beloniformes; Adrianichthyidae. The coding region runs from base 166 to 1353 and encodes 395 amino acids.